Molecule: messenger RNA, 1284 nt
Organism: Penicillium waksmanii
Lineage: Eukaryota; Fungi; Ascomycota; Eurotiomycetes; Eurotiales; Aspergillaceae
Product: bZIP transcription factor
Exons: 4
Coding region: 1-1284 (427 amino acids)
Biological process (GO): regulation of DNA-templated transcription
Molecular function (GO): DNA-binding transcription factor activity
Source: RefSeq, a predicted model, not a curated record
AUGGACGAACAAUUACCAGUGCGGCAGUCAAGCCACCUGCCUCCCCUCAAUUGGGAUGAGUUCCAUGAAAGCACAUCCUCAUCCGAACCUACUUACCCCUUGCUACACGAGUUCGUGACCUCUGAUAUCAAUUCAAUGUUCUCAGCUCGCUCCUAUCCCCAGCCCAAUUCAUAUAACACUCUAAAUGCUCAAUAUAGUGUGCCAUCGUCCAGUCAUGGCGACUUAGCUCUCAGGUCUACAUCUUACUUAAACUCGACGAACACAAAACAAACACCCCUUCCUAACCCGACGGCAUCGGGGCUACAAAAACGCCAGGGACAUGGAUCCAAGAAGGCCGCAUCGCCAGGGAAGAACCGCGGAGCUCCCCGAGACGGUGGAGGUAGAAACGAAACCCCUGAAGAGCGGAGGCGCAUUCAAACUCGCUUGGCACAACGUGCAUAUCGUUCACGACAGCAAGCAUCAGUGGAAAGCCUUAGGAAUCGAAUUUCUUUUCUGGAGACCUCAGUAGAGAAAAUGAGCUCUGCUAUGCUGUCGUUCAGUGACCAACUAGUCCAGAGUGGUGUGCUUAGGUCACAGUCAGCUUUGACCACCAAUUUACGCGAUACGAUGAAGAUAUUUGUUUCUUUGGCAUCCGGGGCAAGCAUCGACGAGGGGACGAGGAUCCCGGGUGACUCCAAUAGAGCAACUGACUUGCCGCCAAGCCCACCACAACCUACCACCAAACGCUUGUCUCUGGACGUCCCCCUUCACUUGCCCUUGGUGGACAGCGGAGUAUAUCAUUCUCAAAGUGCUGUCCUACCGGCGGUCGUCGAGUCAACUAGAACGUUGAUUAUAGACGUAACCGAAUUCAUUGAAAGGCUGCUCCUAGUCGCCUUAUAUCAAGGACAUCUGGCUCUAAGCAAUCCGUCCUUCGGCACGGACCAACUCCAAAGGCCCUUUGGGCUUAUUUUUACUAUGAUGAACCGGAGCGCGGGUGCCUUUGUCCCUCGUUUCCAGAGAUGGGGCACCGUGGAGGACCCCUUAUCACUGGUUACGGCAGAUUUACGAAAGCAGCUAGAAGGGGAUUGGUUUGACUUACAAGAUCUAGAGGGGUAUCUUCGCGAUAAGAAUGUGCUCCUGGUUGUGCCAGCAGGUGAGCCAACAAGAUACUCGGGAGGGCGGAAUAAUAUCAAUGUCUCGCGUUUUAUAUCAGCAUUGAUCCCCAGAGGAGUUUGCCUGGGCCGAACACCUGGGUUUAAACGUGGUGAUGUGGAGGAGGUCCUGCAUUUUUCAACAAUUGUGUAA